This is a messenger RNA of Plasmopara halstedii, 237 nucleotides long. RefSeq lists its product as uncharacterized. The coding region runs from base 1 to 237 and encodes 78 amino acids. The transcript has 2 exons. The record is from RefSeq and is a predicted model, not a curated record. NCBI's taxonomy places the organism in Eukaryota, Oomycota, Peronosporomycetes, Peronosporales, Peronosporaceae.
AUGGCUGCUCGAACUCCGUUCCCAAGGGCUAUCACGACUCCUUGCAUGCUGCCGCCUCACAAUCAACGGCGCCAAAAAGAAAACCGUUUUGAUUCCGGAGCCAUUGAUCGAGGCCCUCAUCUAAAGUUGAAUGAUAAGUACCAUCUCCCGUGCAGAAUGCAGAACGACCGUUCGCGCCCGAAUGCUGACAUUGCUGAAAGAAACGCAAGCAUCGAUGAAAAAGCUGCUCGACGCUGA